GCGGCCGAGGCCGCCAUGGCCAAGCAGUACGACGCGGUGGACUGCCCCUUCUGCGACGAGGUGUCCAAGUACGAGAAGCUGGCCAAGAUCGGGCAGGGCACCUUCGGGGAAGUGUUUAAGGCCAAGCAUCGGCAGACGGGCAAGAAGGUAGCUCUGAAGAAAGUGCUCAUGGAGAACGAGAAGGAGGGGUUUCCCAUCACUGCCCUGCGGGAGAUCAAGAUCCUUCAGCUCCUCAAGCACGAGAACGUGGUCAACCUGAUAGAGAUUUGCCGGACCAAGGCCUCCCCUUACAACCGCUGCAAGGGCAGCAUCUACCUGGUGUUCGAUUUCUGUGAGCACGACCUGGCGGGCCUGCUGAGCAACACGCACGUCAAGUUCACCCUCUCGGAGAUCAAGAAGGUCAUGCAGAUGUUGCUCAACGGCCUGUACUACAUCCACCGGAACAAGAUAUUACACCGGGACAUGAAGGCAGCCAACGUCCUCAUCACCCGGGACGGGGUCCUCAAGCUGGCCGACUUCGGGUUGGCGCGAGCCUUCAGCCUGGCCAAGAACAGCCAGCCCAACCACUACACCAACCGGGUGGUGACUCUCUGGUACCGUCCUCCGGAGCUGCUCCUAGGAGAGAGGGACUACGGCCCCCCCAUUGACCUGUGGGGCGGGGGUUGCAUCAUGGCCGAGAUGUGGACCCGCAGCCCCAUCAUGCAGGGCAACACGGAGCAGCACCAACUGACGCUCAUCAGCCAGCUCUGCGGCUCCAUCACCCCCGAGGUGUGGCCCAACGUGGAUAAGUACGAGCUGUACCAGAAGCUGGACCUGCCCAGGGGCCAGAAGCGGAAGGUGAAGGAGCGGCUCAAGGCCUACGUCAAAGACCCCUACGCCUUAGACCUGAUCGACAAGCUACUGGUGCUGGACCCGGCUCAGCGCAUCGACAGCGACGACGCCCUGAACCACGACUUCUUCUGGUCGGACCCCAUGCCCUCGGACCUCAAGAACAUGCUGUCCACCCACAGCACUUCCAUGUUCGAGUACCUGGCCCCGCCCCGCCGGAGGGGCGGCCACAUGCCCCAGCAGCCGGCAAAUCAGAGCCGCAACCCGGCGGCCACUAAUCAGACAGAGUUUGACCGCGUCUUCUAGGGCCGCCGGGUUGGGGUCCUCUCUUCCUUUUUUGUUCCCCCCCCCGUAGAAUCCGAUUACGUUGCUGAACCGAAGCAGCAGUCGACUUGCAUCUCCAGAUCUCUCUGUGCCCCGCUCUGGACAGCCGGGAUUCCGGAUCGACUGAUGUCGGACAUCCUGGAGGGAAGCCGACCGGACCGGUCAGGGGAAGUCCGGGACUCGGGGCGCCUCCUCCUCGGACCCCGCUUCUGGGACGGUGACCUGUAGACGACGCUGACGGCUCUCCUGUGGAAGAGGGCUUUCGGUCAAGGGGCCCCUCGAACUUCCCGACUGUGAGGGUUUGCCAGGAAGCUAUUCCAAACCUCCGUUUCCCCCUCUGUAAAAGGAGAGGACCGUAGCCAAAACCGGGGUCUCUAUGGUCCGAGAGAGAAGCCCCCUCACCUCUCACCCUCCAGCCCGAAGGGAGCCUGGGGCCGCCCUCCCGUUGCCGUGAGAUCCUUCCCAGAAGGACGCAGCUCCCACGGCCGCCAGACUGGAGGGAGCCGGCCACAGAGCGGGGGCUGGGACUCGGGAAAGGGAUCGGUUGGGUUUUCCUCCUCCUCCUCUUUGAUCCCACAGAAGGCCCGGGGGCAGAGGAGAAGGGACCGCAUUUCCUUUGGGAAUCGCUUUAUCACGUUGCCUCUUGUCGGAUUGGGUUGACUUUCUGUACGGUGGGUUCGAUCGGUUUUAAUUAAAAGCUUGACUUUUCGUAGCCA
Molecule: messenger RNA, 1868 nt
Organism: Tachyglossus aculeatus (Australian echidna)
Lineage: Eukaryota; Metazoa; Chordata; Mammalia; Monotremata; Tachyglossidae
Gene: CDK9
Product: cyclin dependent kinase 9
Exons: 7
Coding region: 16-1134 (372 amino acids)
Biological process (GO): protein phosphorylation
Cellular component (GO): nucleus
Molecular function (GO): ATP binding; cyclin-dependent protein serine/threonine kinase activity
Source: RefSeq, a predicted model, not a curated record